Ciona intestinalis (vase tunicate) is the source of this 3250-nucleotide messenger RNA. The record is from RefSeq and is a predicted model, not a curated record. Lineage: Eukaryota; Metazoa; Chordata; Ascidiacea; Phlebobranchia; Cionidae.
UUUUAUUCUGUUGUAAACUAUAGUUAUAUAUGCUGGUGUUAUCUUUAUAGUAACUUAGGGAGUUAUAAAGACGGUUUAUUUACAAUAUAUGAUCCACGAUACAGUUAUAUUUGCAAUAUCUAAAACGUCGCCCAUGAAUUGAGUCGCAAUGGAAGGGACCAGCGUGAAAAAGGAAGAUAAAAAACAACUUCCUUUCGGUCGUGCCUCUAGUAAAGAUAAAGACGACAAUGCGUUCCAAAAUGAAAACUACAGAAAUUCCAAACGAGCAUCUGUCCUGCCACGUAGAAUGAGGACCCGACUCCAUUCAUUGUUCGACCAAAUAGAAGAUGAAUUUAGUGAAAUAUACACCGAGAAUACUGAACUUAGAAAAACGAUUACGGCGUUGAAUGAAAAACUACAAACAUGUGAUCAUGCACCUUCAGAUAAAAAUGAACUCGCCCCAACUAAUGGAUUAGAUAUAUUGAAAAGCAACAUCAAAGGAAAAUCCUCCGGGAUCAGUUCCAGUCAAUUAUCACAAAGGUUGAAAACAACGUACAAAACUGGGACAAGCAAACUUGUGUCCAGUUUCAAACCUUCUGCCAAUGUUAUUUGUAAAGCUGUGCAGGAAUUCCGAGGGCACAAGGAUGGAAUAUGGGACGUCUCAUCUUCACAAGUUAACGUUAACAUUGCUGGCUCCGCUUCUGCCGAUCAAAAGGCUAAACUACGGAACACACAGAAUGGUGAGUGCGUGGCAACGUAUCAUGGGCACUCUGGUUCCGUAAACUGCGUACGAUUCCACCCCGAGAGACAAGUUGCUCUCACUGUGUCAGGUGACACCACGGCGCAAGUGUGGGGUUACGAUUGCUCAGGGGUUAACGAUGAAUUAAACGACUAUGAUAGUGUAGAAGACAGCACCCCCCAAGUCAGCCAGGAUUACCACAACCCGCUUAUUUGUGUCACGUGCCACACCUCCCCUGUCGUGGGAUGUGAUUGGCUAAUGGAUGGCGUACAUUUCGUAACAGCAUCAUGGGAUAGAACGUCGUGUCUUAUUGAUUCUUCAACGUCACAAACUGUCCAAACACUCAGCGGGCACGACUUACCCCUUACAUAUGUUAGUGCGCAUUCGAAACAAAAGUUAAUUGUGACAUCAUCAAAAGACGCCACGUUUCGAGUUUGUGAUUUCCGUGUUCCAACAGUGCAUACGGUGAUCGUGGGUCAAGGACACACUCAGUCUAUUUCAUCAGCCGUGUUUACAACUGAUGAAAAGAUAGUAAGCAGUAGUGACGAUCGCUGCGUCAAAGUUUGGGAUUUAAAAAGCAUGCGUGCCCCUAUUGCUUCCAUGAGGUUCGAUUCUCCCGUGAAUCGAAUAUCUGUAUCACGACGUGGCGUGAUCGUGAUUCCUCAUGAUAAUAGACAGAUCCGUUUGUACGACACAAGCGGGGCUCGAAUCGCUCGAUUACCGAGAAACGACCGAACCUCGCAUCGACGGGUGGUUACCGCGGCAACUUGGGUGGAAGGGGCGACACCUAGUGUUCUAACCUGUGGAUGGGAUAAACUGAUCAUCGGGUGGAACAUAGAAAUACCAAACUCACUGACAUUGCAGAAAUAAUGUUUCUAUAAGGGUAAGGUCCUUGCCAGAGGAUUAAGCCAGAUUUGGCCCAACACCCAACAUCAUGAUAAAUAGAAGUCAAACUUCAAGUAAAACUUGGGGUUUUUAAACAGUGUUGCCUCUAAAGAAGCUGCUUCAGCUGCUAUAAUCGCAACACUUGGAUUCAUUGUUGGUCUUGAAACUGAUAUGGCAACACUGUUAUCAACAUAAAGACACAGAGAAGACAUCUGUAUGUUGCGAUAAUUUAAACUUGCAAUUCCAGAUGUAAAAAAACAUUAGACAACGACAGAUAGAAGAAUUCUCCCUGUUGCUAAAGUUCAAAGCAAUGAAUUUAAAAACUUUCCACGCCAGACGUAAAGUUACUAAACUCGUUAUUGUAUUACAAGCUUACAAUUCCAAACCAUUUGUCCCAGCUGUAACAUGAAGAUAACAACAGAAAGAAGAAUCUUUACUUUUUGAGUUAGAAAAUUACAAAAACUUUUGGCUAUGGGCAAAAAGUUACUGAAUCUGUUUCUCUACUGCUAGGUUCACAUCUCGAGCCAGAACAUCUCUGAUAUUUGUUUUUAUGCUUGCCACAACAUGAGCAACAUGGCAAGCUAAUGUUUACCAUAUUUAAAGUUUCUUAUAUUAGCUGAUUCACUGUUCAAAUGACCACUUGCUGCUUAAAGAAAAACUUAGAAAAAAUUGUGAUAUUACCUGACUGUGUCUUAGACUUUUGUUCAAUUCUGAGUGUUCUGAAAGGCUCUCAACUACAGUGUUUGUUCUACUUGACAUAAAUAGACACAGAACACUGCCAUAGCUAGCCAGUAUGCUUUAUAGUAUUCCUUUGUAUAAAAAAGCCUGAAAUUUUGGCUCCAGAUGCUACUCAAAUGUAGCCUACUUAACCAAUAACUGCACUGAAUAAAUUAUUGUAAAUUUUAUAUAAAAUAACCCCCGCAACUGACAUAUUGUAACAAAUUUCAACAUUUUUGUUUGUAUGACGUCUUCCCCAUAACAGUUCCUGUACCGUAAGUUUCAAUUACUCGAAGUGGUAUCUCCCCACGCAUGAUUGCCACGUACAGCAGAAUUUCUAAAUAUUGCAUUUCAUAUUUUCUUCAAGAUCUUUGUGUUUUUCUCUACGAUACAAUUUCUCCGAUAACAGCACUUUUAAAUUCUGCCAAUUUUUUCAUUGUCUACUUUAUGUAACACAAUAUUUAAAAAGACCAAUUUGUUGCAUACAAGACAUACAUAGGCGCCAAACCUGGGGUGGCAGGGUAGGCAGGCUACCCUCAAAUUUCUGCACUGCAUUAUUAGUAAACAUUAGAACCAAAUUUGUUCAAUAGAAUACGCAUCCCUGCCUCCCCUACAUUUUAAAAGGUUUGGUGCCUAUGUUUACAUACAUAGGUGCCCUUUAAAAAACAAGCAUUCAAUUUUCUUUCUUAAAAUGAUUUUUGAUUCUAUUUUCCCAACCACAAAACACUUUUGUGUUAAUUUUUUUUCCACUUUUUAGCCCUGUACUGAAUGUGAAAUAAUUGUUGGUAUCCAGAUUAUUGUUGCACCAUCCGCAAGUACUGCUGUAUGAUUUGUAACACACGUGUGCAUAACAGCAUUAUUUUGGGAAGUAACUUGAUUGACUUUGUUAGCAUGAUUCGCAGUAUUUUUAAUAAACCAGAUCUGCUCUCA